Molecule: messenger RNA, 4187 nt
Organism: Scatophagus argus
Lineage: Eukaryota; Metazoa; Chordata; Actinopteri; Scatophagidae
Product: protein O-GlcNAcase
Exons: 17
Coding region: 194-2620 (808 amino acids)
Biological process (GO): glycoprotein metabolic process
Molecular function (GO): beta-N-acetylglucosaminidase activity
Source: RefSeq, a predicted model, not a curated record
AGGAGCUUCCGCUGAGCCCCUAAACGCAGCACGAGAGCUCCUGCGAUGUAGAGAGGGAGAGAGAGAAGAGGAGGUUGAGGCAGAUCGUGGAGAAGCAUGAAGCCCAUCUCUGGUAUCUAAGCUGCCAUUUCAUCUUCCCUCGGUUGUUAGGGGCCGACUGGAAGCGGAGGGAAGCAGCGGGGCAGAGGACAGGAUGGAGGAGAAGAAGCCGUUUCUUUGUGGGGUGGUGGAAGGUUUCUAUGGGAGGCCUUGGUCUAUGGAUCAGAGGAAAGUUCUCUUCCAAUGGAUGCAGCAAUGGGGACUGAACACGUACCUGUACGGCCCAAAAGAUGACCUAAAACACAGACUGUUGUGGAGAGAAGUUUAUUCUCCCGAAGAGGAGGGUCAAUUGCGAACUCUCAUAGUGGAGGCCCAGUCGCGAGGCCUGAGGUUUGUUUAUGCCCUCUCUCCUGGUCAGGAUAUUGUCUUCUCUUCUUCCUGUGACCUGACACUACUCAAACGCAAGCUGAGACAGGUAUCAGACCUGGGUUGCCAAGCGUUUGCGAUUCUGUUUGAUGACAUCGAUCACUCCAUGUGUCAGGCGGACAGCGAGGCCUUUUCUUCAUUCGCGCAUGCUCAGGUCACUGUAACCAAUGAGAUCUAUCGGUUCUUGGGGGAACCACCCGUCUUCCUAUUCUGCCCUACAGAGUAUUGUGGUUCUCUGUGUUCUCCCAGCGUAUCAAAAUCUCCCUACUUGCAGACUGUUGGAGAGGACCUGCUGCCCAACAUAACAGUGGUAUGGACAGGCAGCAAGGUCAUCUCCAGGAAACUGUCUGUAGACUGCCUGGCUGAGGUGGAGUCUGUCCUUCAGCGCCCCCCGCUCAUCUGGGACAACCUGCACGCUAAUGACUAUGACUCCAGACGUCUCUUUCUGGGGCCUUUUAAGGGCCGAGAGCCUCAGCUGAGAAGCCACCUGAGGGGCCUGUUGCUCAACCCCAACUGUGAGUUUGAAGCCAACUACGUCCCUCUGCAUACCCUCGGAAGCUGGUACAGAGCUGGCAAAGAGGAGAGGAAAGACGACGAGUGUGAAUACUGUCCUGAUAGCGCCCUGUCGGCUGCACUACAUGAUUGGAUGGAGGAACUCAACCAACCACUACAAGCAGGUCGACAGAGCACACGUGCAGACCAGCGUUCCUCUGCUCCAACGUCUCGUUGCAAAACUCCUGACAGAUCCGACAGCUCUUCCACUUUGAGAGGAACCUCUACCGUGGCCAAACUUCCUGUUUUCCCUCUAAACUCCAGUUCACCCCCAUCGUCACCCACUAAGGGCAAGGAGGAGAGGGAGGGACGAGAAGGAGAGAAGAAGAGAUCGAACCAGUCUAGUCAGCCCAGUCAACAACCCCCAGGAUCCAGGUCCGGAGUACCUUCAGGUGGAGGCAGGGGACAGAAGGCCCAGGGUAGGGGACUCUGUGGUGGUAAGGGCCUGCUAAGUGAGUCCCAGGUGCGGCUGCUGGUUGGUCUUCAUUAUCUGCCUCACGAGCAUGGCCCUUCUGCCCAGAAACUGCUGCAGGACCUGACCUGGCUGAAAACAAACUGCCAUGUGGUCAGCACUAACAGCAAGAAGGCACCUCCUCAGAAGAUUGAUGAGUGGCGAGGUCGGGCCUCCAGGUUCCUGUCCCUGUGUGAAGACAUAGCACAGCUCCACUGCAGUGUUGUGGCAGGGGCCAACAGGGCUGUACUCUAUGACCUUUAUCCUUAUGUGUGGGACCUGAGGAACAUGGCUUUGGUGGCAAAAGCAUUCAUAUGCUGGCUGGAUGGACGAGUGUUGAGUGACAGCUCCACCCUGGGCACCUGGAGGAACUGCUUUCACUGGUGUGGGAAGUCCACAGGGGCAGACCUACUUGGAGUGGAGUCAGAGCCAUGGGUGUUCAAAGGGGGCGUGUCUGGGGAGGUGCAGAUGCUUCUCCCAAUCGGCAGCAGCAGUGAACUCUUCACUCAUCCUCCUCCUCUCUUCCCUACCUCUCGUCUCUACAACAUCAGGCCCUACCACAGCAAGGACAAGGUGGAGUUGUAUAGGAUGGUGCGCCAACUCCACCUGAGGACUCAGGGUGGCCAUGAGUCCAGUGCUGCUCACCCAGACGUCAUAGGAGACAGAUGUCUUGGGCCUUGCCUGGCAUUGUGCCCCGAGUACAGCUUCAUCCUUGAGGAUGAGCUGGGUGUGUGUGGCUGUGUGUUGGGCAUACUGGAUGUUCGCUCCUUUGCAAAACGGUGUCAGGCCAGCUGGAUGCCUGCCAUGAGGGACAAAUACCCACCCAAGGGGGGAAACACACACCCCAACACACAGGACUUGAUCCAGCUGAUGGAGGAGGACCAGGGAGAGUACCCAGACUCUCUGCUCUAUCACUUCCCCUCUCAGUUGCGACUGGAUGCCCUGCCCGAGCUGGUGGACAUCAGUGUCAGCCGCACCCUCCUCACCGCUCUCCUCACUGCACUCAAGGCCAACGGUUCUCAGGGUGUGUUCUGUGAGGUGCAGCCAACAGACCGUCAGCGGCUGGAGUUCUUGACAAAACUGGGCUUCCUGGAGAUCCUCAGAGGAGAAGCAAGGAGCAGAGAGGGAGUGGUGCUGGGGAGGCUGCUCUGAACAAAACACACACACACACACACACACACACACACAUGGUCACACAUAUACACACCACUGGCAACACAUAAAGAUCCUUGCAACCAUAUCACUGAAGCACUUACACACAGCGAGAGAUGUCAGGAAACACAGUACGUACGGAACGGCUAAGUUUCGCAAGGAAGCAGGAUCUUUAUUUUCUCCCUCAAAAGAGACAAUCCUGAAUUCCUUUGAAUCUGUGUGGCAGUAAUGGGAUGAACCUGGAUAUUCGCAAGGGGUUUACAAAAUAUAAAAUAAACUCUGCAUUUAAAUAUUCAGCAGAGCUGGACUAAUCUCAUUUCGGAUUCCACCUGUGGCUGUGGAUUACAAGAUUUAGUUAAGUCACAAGAUAGUCAACAACAGAAUAGCUUGAGAUGAGAGCAGAGCAGUAGAUCGCAGCAGCUAUAACAUUCUUUAUAUAUAUGUAAGCUUGUCUCCCAAGUGGCCACUAAAAUCAGCUCUUGUAGGCUGAAGUGAAAACAUGUCCGAAACAAGAUAAUUCAAAUGUGCAAUGGGGGUCUAAUCACGUCUACUGUCUCCAACAAUAUGCUAUAUGAGCAAGUGAGUAUUACACAGUGGGCAUGUGCACAUUUUCAGUCAGUGGUGCUGUGGCAUGUAUAGGAUAAUAACUCAAUCAAUGAUCACUUGAAAAUAGAUGUAUUAGACUAUCUAGUUAUUUUAGGAAUUUAAAACAGAAUUAAAGCCCUUAAGGUUUCCUCCAGGGGCUUCUAGUCAUGGGUUUAUUCAGUAGAAUGUGUAUUAUCGUGGAUAGUCAGAGCUGCCCUGCUUAAGUGUCCCUAAGCAAGGCACUAAAUCCUUACACUCCUCAGAGCUAUUCUUCUUGCCUGACCUGACUUCUGGUCUAUGUGGAAAUAUAGGCAAAUAAAACUACAAAAACCAAAGUGUAAACACCACAUGAUGUGGUUAGGUGCUGGACUGUUUCUCAGCCAGGCACAGUAACUUACUGGAUUCUUGGGAUUCUUGUCAUUACAGUAAGGUUGCCAGGCAGCCAGUGGUUACACUAUACACUAUUUGUACAGAUUCAACAAAAGCGAUUUAAUAUGUUACUGAUUGAGCUUUAGAGGUGAUGGUAGGCAGAAUUUGAUACCUUUGAACAGAGUCAGGUGAGUUGUUUCCCCCAGUUUCCAGUCUUUAGAACUUUACCAUACAGACAUGAGAGUGCUGUUAAGCUCAUCUAACUCUCAAUUUUCAAAUUGAGAUGACAUAAAAUAACCCUCUCCUAUACACAACCACAUUUAAGCUGCUACAGAUGAUCGUGUCCUCUGCUCCCUCUGCUUUGUCCAUCAAUAUUUAUUUCAGAAUUGUUGCUGUUGUUUUCUUACUCGUGUCCUGUUGGUUGAGUAGAAUCUGCUGACACCAGACUGGUGGCGCAUUGUCACUGUUUACACUUGCUUAGAUUAGAUGAAUGUAAGAACAUGCAUGAAGAACAAAACAUUAUGUGGCUGCUCACAUAGUAGGACUACACUGACACAAACAAACGUUCAUAAUUUCAGUGAAAUACUCUAACAUGGCAACUUUAAUCAAGAUU